Molecule: messenger RNA, 1171 nt
Organism: Mycotypha africana
Lineage: Eukaryota; Fungi; Mucoromycota; Mucoromycetes; Mucorales; Mycotyphaceae
Product: Rad51-domain-containing protein
Exons: 4
Coding region: 95-1081 (328 amino acids)
Biological process (GO): DNA strand invasion; mitotic recombination-dependent replication fork processing; double-strand break repair via homologous recombination
Cellular component (GO): condensed nuclear chromosome
Molecular function (GO): ATP hydrolysis activity; ATP binding; DNA strand exchange activity
Source: RefSeq, a predicted model, not a curated record
UUUUUUUUCUCAGCUUUUUUUGCCUACUUUCUCUCAAACAUAUAUUUUUAUUUAUUGUUCUUUGCCCGGAUAAGCCCACUCAUACACUAAUAAAAUGUCUCAGCAAAGCCAAGACGAUAUGGGUAUAACACCUAUUUCAAGCUUAGAGGAAAGCGGAAUCUCUGCUACGGAUAUUAAAAGGCUAAAAGAAGCUGGUUAUACAACAGUAGAGUCCAUUGCAUACGCACCCAAAAAAAGUCUGCUCCAAAUUAAGGGUAUCUCAGAAACAAAGGCCGAUAAACUAUUAGCAGAAGCUGCUAAAAGAGUGGAUUUGGGGUUCACAACAGCGACAGACAUCUAUCACCGUAGACAGAACGUUGUAUACAUCACUACCGGUUCUAAAGAUCUUGAUCGUAUGUUAGGAGGCGGCAUUGAGACAGGAUCCAUCACUGAACUAUUUGGUGAAUUUAGAACAGGCAAAAGUCAAUUAUGUCACACACUCGCUGUUACUGCACAGCUACCCAUUGAGAUGGGAGGAGGGGCAGGAAAAUGUUUAUUCAUCGAUACCGAAGCAACCUUCAGACCACAGCGUAUCGUAGCUAUUGCUGAACGAUUCGAGUUGAAUGCAGAGGAAACGUUGGAUAAUAUUGCCGUUGCACGUGCUUAUAACACAGAUCACCAAGCACAACUAUUGAUACAAGCAGCUGCUAUGAUGACAGAAGCUCGUUUCUCUAUAUUAAUUGUGGACUCAGCAAUGGCAUUGUAUCGUACAGACUAUGUGGGGCGUGGGGAAUUAUCAGCCAGACAGACACACUUAGCCCAGUUUCUUCGUCAGCUUCAGAAAUUAGCGGAUGAGUUUGGCGUUGCCGUCGUUAUCACAAAUCAAGUGGUAGCACAGGUAGAUGGUAUGAACAUGUUUAACCCUGAUCCCAAAAAGCCAGCAGGCGGUAAUAUCAUCGCGCACGCAUCAUGCACACGAUUACAGUUGAAGAAAGGCAGAGGUGAAAAUCGUAUUUGCAAAAUCUAUGACUCACCUUCUCUUCCAGAAACAGAGUGCAAUUUUGCUAUUAUGGAAGACGGUAUUACGGACGCCACUGAGUAGGCAACUUAUGUGAACAUAACCUUGUCUUUUUUUUUUUUUUUUCUUCCUUUUUCUGUUAUUAUUUUUACUACAAAUUAUUAUAGUUCAUUU